Molecule: messenger RNA, 558 nt
Organism: Didymodactylos carnosus
Lineage: Eukaryota; Metazoa; Rotifera; Eurotatoria; Philodinida; Philodinidae
Source: the annotation of a GenBank genome assembly
AUGGCAACUGCGAGUAACAAUAAUAAUAGUAGCCGUUUAAAUCGUGGCUCAAAUUUUGAACGUCAAAAUAUUGUACGUGACGAACAAACAGGACAAUCUUUUAUCCCAGGAAGUCAACGACCAGAUGGAAGUUGGCGAAAACCAAUUCGUGUCAAAGAAAACUAUGUACCACAAGAUGAAAUGCCUGUUUAUCAAUCUGUUGGUCAACAAUAUGUAAAAUCGAAACGUUUGAAUCCAAUUCCGGGUCUUGUACUCACUGAAGAAGAGGCAUUAGAACAAGAAAAACAACGUCAGAAACAAAUUGAAAAAGAACAACAACAAAUGAGACAGAUAGAAUCAAAAAUGAAAGGAUUAACAACAACUAAACCAGAACUAAGUGAAACGGAUAAAAGAAUACAAAAAAUACAAAAAGUAUUAAAAUCGAUUGAAGGACUUGAGAAACAUUUGAAACAAGAUAAUGUUAAACCAGAUAAAAGUCAGCAAGAGAAGUUACAACGAAAACCAGAACUCGAACGAGAAUUACAAGAAUUAUUAGAUAAAAAAGACGACCAAUCUUAA